This is a messenger RNA of Momordica charantia (bitter melon), 1779 nucleotides long. RefSeq names its product serine/threonine-protein kinase STY17. Gene Ontology annotation, molecular function: ATP binding; protein serine/threonine kinase activity. Gene Ontology annotation, biological process: protein phosphorylation. NCBI's taxonomy places the organism in Eukaryota, Viridiplantae, Streptophyta, Magnoliopsida, Cucurbitales, Cucurbitaceae. The record is from RefSeq and is a predicted model, not a curated record.
AAUCUCUUUUCUUAAUCGUUAUUAUAAUUUUUAAUCUUUUCGCGUUUCAUGUUUCGUUUGUUCUUGAACAACCCACAAUUUUCUGAUGCGCUUCUUUUGAUUUUUUUUUUUUUCUCUUUUUCUUUUGGGAUUUUGCAAUGCUAUAGACUGAGAAGUGAGAGCACUGGAAGACUCCGAAAAUGGCGGGCCGUUCUGAAGAAGAAGAAGAUGAAAGCUCCUGCUCCAACUCCUUCAAGACAAUUGGUGGCGCUUUCGGUUGGUUCGUUGGGGACGACGAUUUUGAAGAUUUGGGUUCCGAAUUCGUCUUCAAGAUCGAACCUAGCUUGCUCAUUGACCCUACUGGUUUGAAGAUUGGUCAAGUCAUUGGAGAAGGUUCAUGCUCCAUUGUCUACGAAGGACUGUACGAUUACCGGCCUGUCGCCGUGAAGGUUAUACAGCCAAGCAGAACUUCAGCUAUUAGUUUUGAAAGAAAGGAAAGAUUUCAGAGAGAGGUUAUAUUGCUAUCAAGGGUGAAUCAUGAGAACGUUAUUCAGUUCAUUGGCGCUACCCUAGAGCCGACAUUGAUGAUAAUCACUGAGCUUAUGAGAGGUGGAACACUUCAGAAGUACUUGUGGAGCAUUCGCCCAGAUACCCCAGAUCCGAAACUUUCCUUAAGUUUUGCUCUAGAUCUAUCACGAGUAAUGGCAUACUUGCAUGCAAAUGGCAUCAUUCAUCGCGACUUAAAGCCAAGCAAUCUACUGCUGACAGAAGACAAGCAACGGGUUAAGCUUGCAGAUUUUGGGUUAGCUAGAGAGGAGAUAUCUGGUGAAAUGACUACUGAGGCGGGUACUUACCGUUGGAUGGCCCCUGAGCUAUUUAGCAUUGAUCCAUUGCCUGUUGGAGGCAAGAAAUGCUAUGAUCACAAGGCAGAUGUCUACAGCUUCUCAAUAAUUCUCUGGGAAUUGCUGACGAACAAGACUCCAUACAAGGGCAGAAACAAUGUUAUGGUAGCAUAUGCCACAGCCAAGAAAAUAAGACCAAGUCUCGAGGAAAUCCCAGAAGAUAUUGCCCCUCUCUUGCAGUCAUGCUGGGCUGAGGAUCCCAGUGGCCGUCCCGAAUUUACAGAAGUUACAGAUUCUCUGUGUAAUCUUCUUCAAACUUUUGUCUUAAGAGAAUCUGGGUUUCCUAACAUGGUGGAGCAGACUGAGGAAGUCGAAUGUGCAUCAGACACAUCGUCUUCUCUGAGUAAGAGACAGCACAAGGCCGGAAGAUCGCAUAGAAACUCUUCAUCCUGCCUAAAAUGCUGCUACAACUACUGCUUGUCUGAUUAACUGACAGGUUUUGUUGGGUCAUGUUCUGAAAAAUAGGUGUAAAUGGUCGGUUAGAUUUUGUCUCUUUAACUUGUAACUACAGUUUCAGAGGAGAUGGGUAGUUACCCAGAUCCAAUUUUGUUAGAGACACUGUACAUAAAGGAAAGACGAGAACAGCGAGAAGGAUAUAGCAGCUUUUGAUCAACAGGAUGUUUCUUUGCUCACUUUUGAACAGUUUCUGGGUCUGUGCUUUCUUCAUUUUGCUGUCUAAGUUCAUUAAGGCCUAAAAGGGUUGUCAUGUGGGCAAACUGUGUAGCUGAUUGGUGAAAUGUCCGGAAAAAAGAGGAUCAAUCAUAAGCUGAGUUGUGUUACUUUUGUCCUUUAAUCAAUGCUGGAUGCACUCGCCUGGAACUUUGAAUUUGGAUCUUUUUGUUCAGAAUUUUAGUACAGUGUAGCCGUUAAUUUAAUUUAUUAUUCAAAUAUUUAUCUA